GGGGAAUGGGAAGCGCGAGGGUUCGCCGGCUGCUGUUCAGAGCGCAGAGGAGGAGGGAGGGAGCGGAGGUCGGGUGCCUGGAAGCACAGGCAUAAAAAGGCUGGAUGAUAAUGGAUGGACUGCUGGGCUUGCAUUCUGAAAGAUUGGAAUUCAGAUCCUGCCACUGACACUUAUUAACUGUUGUGACCUUGAGCCACUUAACCUGUGUGUUCCUCAAGCAACUCCCCAAGGCCUAUGUACUAGGUACUGGGUCUUUGAUCUGUUUCACUGUUCUUGUGCUGGUGAAAUGACAGAACCUGAGAUUAUAUACUCUAUUUAAAUUUGACAAGAAGAUAACUGUCUAGGGACUCAUUCUGGUACAGUAGAAAAAGCACUGACUCUGGAGUCAGGGGAGUGUAGUAGAAAGUGAACUGGUUCUGGAGUCCGGGGACCUGGUUUCUAAUCCUACCCUUUGCUUAUUUGUGUGAGCUGGCCUCAGUUUUCUCUGCAAAGGAAAAUGACCUCUAUAUUAAAAAACACAAUGAGGGGAGAGGGAGGUGACAAACCAGAGUAUUGAUAUCCGAGAUAAAUAAGAAGAUAAUGAGAGAGUACCUGGCUCCACUUGAAGAAUUCAAGUCACCUGACCCAAAUGAGCCACAUCAUUGGAUCCUGAAAGAUCUAACAGAUGUGAUUACUGAGCCAUUGUUAGCUAUAUUUAAAAUAUCGUGGAAAUGGAAACGGUCACACAAGAUUGGAGAAAGGCAAAUGUCCCAAUUUUCAAAAAAGGGAAGAGAACAGAUUCUGCAAAAUAUAGGCCACAAAUCAUUAAAGAGUUGGUUGGCAAACAUCUAGAUUGGGAAGUGGUGAUUACAGAGACUACUUGGCUUCAUCAAAAGCAGAAUGGAAACAGACUAUAGUCACAUGGAGCUUAGCAGUAACACAGAAAUUGAAGAAGAUUCUGAAUUUCAAGAUUUUGAAAGAACAGACGUAAAAGACAUGAGACUAGAAGCUGAAGCUGUUGUGAAUGAUGUUCUUUUUGCUGUUAGCAACAUGUUUGUCUCCAAAAGUCUUCCUUGUUCAGAUGAUGUUGCAUAUAUCAAUGUGGAAACAAGAGAAAGGAACAAAUACUGCCUGGAGCUCUCAGAAGCAGGGCUUAGGGUGGUGGGUUAUGCUUUUGACCAGGUGGAUGAUAAUAUACAAACUCCCUACCAUGAGACAAUAUACUCCUUGUUGGAUACCCUUAGUCCAGCAUACCGAGAAGCAUUUGGAAAUGCACUCCUACGAAGACUGGAAGCUUUGAAACAGGAUGGACAGUCAUAAUUUAUUAUACAUUAUAAACUUAUUUUCUGUUAGGCUUGCUGCUGGAAACUUUUUAAAUUUAGAACCUGGAUUCUUGCUAAUGAAUAUAAUAUAAAAUCAUUUUUUGUUUUGUUUUUCAGUGUAACUGCUUGCUUCAGCUAUAUAGGCUUCUCACUCCAAGCAGUAUUAAUAAUAAACUGUUCUUGUUACUUUUCUUCCACCUAGGGAAUGUGGCAGCCCCUGGUUUGUGAUAUAGAUCAUGAAUAUGUUUAGAUUUCUUUGGAAUACUACUUAUGCAGUUUGGGGAAAAAAAACAGUAUUUUACUAUAAAAAAGCAGGGCUUUACUGCAUCUAGUACUGCAUAUGGAAUUCUAGGCUUGCCUAAUAAAAUUGGCAUUCUAAUUAAUUCUCUACAAUUUUAAUCCAGCUUGCUAAAUCAGGGGUUCAAUAUUAGCUUGGACUGAAUUUGUAGUGAUUAUUUUGCUACUGGCCUUACAGGGAACAAAUUAUCAACUAGUUUCCCCUGCACAAACUUUUAAAUUGCUUAAACUAUUUAUACUAGUGCGGAUUGAUAAAAAUGAACUAAUUGUAUAUAAUUUAUCUAGUAUUAUUGUGCUAAAUGACACAGGGAUUAGAUUAGUUUUAUGUAUCCUAUUUGCAACCAUCAGCCAGCUAAAUAAAGGAUAAACCUUUAGCCUAUGAAUGUAAAAAUUACUAUCUAAUCUCCAAGAUACCGAAGCACAGAAUAUAAAAAUAGGCUCCAUCUUUUUUUCUUAACAAAGAACAUAAUAAAGUUGCAUUGUUAAAAAGAUGUUAUAAUCUGUUUUCCUGGGAAACAAUAUUUUGGUCCAUGUUGAUUCUUAUUUUUCUGAAUGUUUGUUUACAUAAUGUACAGUGUUUAUAUAUUCAAAAGUAUUUUUGCUUCAAUGUUUACUUUAUAAAAUGUAGUCCUUUGGUAUCCUGUGAUGCUUCCCUUUUUCCCUUCAAAUGUACAGUGUUUUGUCUCAAUGCUAAAUCUACAAUGUAAUAAUGCAUUGUAUGGGUUUGAAACCAAAGGACAUAUGAAGCAUUCAAAGACUAAUAUUUGGAAAAAGGAUACUCUGUAUUUUGUAUUUUAUUACAAGUACUAAUAUUUGUAAGUUUAUUUAACUGAAUAAUGCUGCUAUGUGUUUUCAGGUAUAUGUUGGAUGGGAACAAAGGGGAUUGGUUUUUCAAUAAUCAGCUAACACCAUAGUAGAAGUAAAAUUCAAUACCUGGAUAUGCUUCCUAAGUCUACUGAAUUUACAAAAUGUUAUUCUUUGUUUAAUAAUAAAAGAUAUUCAUUUUUGUUCUGACUAAAUAUUAAUUUGUGUAGGCCAGAGCAAACUAAACAUUAAUUUGGAUUUUGUAGUCAAAUCUCAUUGGAAUGCUUUCGUUAAAUUUCAGAAGACGCAUAUUUGUAGCUUUGUUUUCAAUGCUAAACAGUAAAAACAACUUGGAUUUGAAUUAAAUUUUCUCAUGCUUAUUCUCAGGCUAACUAUAA
Molecule: messenger RNA, 2800 nt
Organism: Vombatus ursinus (common wombat)
Lineage: Eukaryota; Metazoa; Chordata; Mammalia; Diprotodontia; Vombatidae
Gene: GSKIP
Product: GSK3B interacting protein
Exons: 4
Coding region: 880-1299 (139 amino acids)
Biological process (GO): regulation of canonical Wnt signaling pathway
Cellular component (GO): cytoplasm
Molecular function (GO): kinase regulator activity; protein kinase A binding
Source: RefSeq, a predicted model, not a curated record